Molecule: messenger RNA, 3119 nt
Organism: Paramacrobiotus metropolitanus
Lineage: Eukaryota; Metazoa; Tardigrada; Eutardigrada; Parachela; Macrobiotidae
Product: run domain Beclin-1-interacting and cysteine-rich domain-containing protein-like
Exons: 8
Coding region: 338-2785 (815 amino acids)
Cellular component (GO): intracellular membrane-bounded organelle
Molecular function (GO): phosphatidylinositol phosphate binding
Source: RefSeq, a predicted model, not a curated record
UGAAGAAAUUUCCUGUUUUGAAUUUUUAAACCGGAUUAAAGGAUUUGUUCUGAUUUGACUCUUUUCACUUGAGUCAUUGAAUUUCUAAUGUGUUUUGGUUGAUUUGAGUAGUGUUUACAUUUUAGACAAAUAGUUUAUCCAAUCCUUGAAAAUGUUUAGUUGUAUGCCUUCAAGCAGUCAGAUCUUGCCUUGCUGAAGAGAAACGAGAAAUCGUACGCACACCUAUCGACACGUGAUGCAUUCCGAUAUCUGUACUUGGAAAGCUUCAGUUCCAUGAAUGAUGUAUUGAUGUUGUUGUGAUUUUGAUCAGCAGCUGCGGCUGCAUCGCUGCGUUAGUAUGAGUUCUUCCAUGGGGGCUUUUGAGCGCUCCUCAUCGCCGCUCCAUAGUGAUAUUAUUCCGGUUCUGGAUGAAUCUCCUGAUCGGUCUCUGAAAUAUGAUGAGGAUGACAAUCUGCAGCGUGUUCUUGACAGCCUAGACUCGCAGGAUUUGGUCGGACAACUGGAGGAAGCCUGUCGGGUUCUGCUGGAAAUUGUCCCGUUCCUGCUACCCUCCGACGACGAUACCGGCCUAACACCGCCGAACACCGCAGCGGAUGUCGGCCAGACCCUGGCGGGUGGGGAUGUGGCGCAUCCCAACGACAACAGUCUGUUCCAGGAAGCGCUGGCGGUGGUUUGCGGCGAUUUGGCCAAUAUUUUGCGGAACGGUUUAACUGAUCCCACGUGUACACCGUUGCUGCUGGAGUUGGAUGCGAUUUCCAUCCCAUCCCUUGCGAAACUCCCGGUCCCAUCCGGAAAUGAUCCCGAAAUCUCCCUUUCUCAUCCUGCGGAUGUCCUGCGCCGCAACGCUCUCUUCCACAGAUUGAUUACGGUACUGGCGACCGCCAGCGGGCACCGGCAGUUCGUGCAGAAUUUUUUGGAAAAUGACCAGUGUCUGCAGCGGCUGUACCAGCCGUUUGCUUUGCUGCGGCAGCCGAACGCCCGACAACGCAUUAAAGCCGCAGUGAACGCCUUCGAGCCGUUUUAUGCGAAGGACGACGCAGCAGCGGACAGUCGCGAGAAACGUGAUACUCCCAUGACGUCGGCGUUGUCGGUUUCGAUAACCACGACGGCAGCGCCAUCUCCGGUUCCGGGAGACGGCGUGCCAAAGGCGUCCAGGACGCCGGUGCUGACGCCGCCAUCCCGUCUUGCUCCACGAGGUUCCACCCCGGAACCCUCCCCCUCGCGCCUCACGGUGCCCCCGCGCCCCGUCACCCGUCUCAAACAGCACACCCGUUCCCGCUCCGAUGGUCUCCCCUCGGCCUCCCUCCCUUCGCGCCCCUCCUCCUCCACCGCCUCCCCCCAUCCCACCCUGCACCGCAUGCGCUCCCACCAUCUCCCGCGCACCGGCACCCUGGACGGCACCUACUCCUUCAGCCCGCCCACGGAGCCCGGGCAGUCCCUGCUCGGCUAUCUGCAGUCGCAGGUGGACACGGAGACCUGCGCGGAUCUGGAGCGGGAGAACGCCCACUUUCUCAUCUCGGAGGCCGUCAUCUGCGCCCUGGAACAGAUGCACUAUCAGCGUCGCCACGGCGGGAGUGAUGGGAGUGGCGGGUCGUCGUCGGGGGUGGUGAUCACCGGGAAUGGGAGUGGCGGGAGUCCCGUGGGCAGUAGUGACCGGGAAGAGAUCUCCUUGUCGUCGGACGACGCCAGCGUGUCCGAUCAGCCCAGCAGUCCAUCGCUGAGCCAGUCCAUUUUACGCAAGAACACCGUCAGCGCCGCCGGGCCCGCCCCCCUCCAGAACACCCACAGCGCCGAGGCCAUCGCCAUCUCGCUGCUGAAGCGCUUCCGCGAGAGCCAGAUCCCCUCCGCCGCCGAGCUGGAGUGGUUGGUGGCCGAGGAGGACGUCCCGGAGGACAGCAGUAGCUUGCUGCCGUUGCCGCGCGGAGUGUGCGUGGUGCCGGCGGAAGCGCACUGCAGCCGCAUCCGCGGGAAUCUGGAAUGGGCGCCGCUGCGGCCGCAGAUUAUCUACCAUAUUCAAUCGCAUGUCAAUCUCAAGACGGCCCUCCUCAACCAGAAGGGUCGGUGUGCCGGGUGUGGCGGGCGGAUGGAUGCCGGGCAGCAGCAGCGGAUGCGGUACUGCGAGUAUACGGGGAAAUAUUUCUGCGUCUGCUGUCAUGAAUACAAAACCAGCAUGAUCCCGGCGCGUAUCCUGCAGAAAUGGGAUUUCACCAAAUACUACGUGAGUAACUUUGCGGCGGAUUUCAUCUCACGGAUCUAUCGGGAUCCGUUGUUCGAUGUCAACGACUGCAAUGCCGGAUUGUACAAAAAAAGCAAGGCACUGAUGAUCACGCGAGAACUGCGGGUGCAGCUAGUCCUGGCGAAUCAUUAUGUGCGGACGUGCCAUAAUUCUCAAAGUAUAAAGGCGGAAAUCGAGCAGCUGCCACGCGUCUUAUCCGAGCAGGUGCACAGUUAUUCCUUGGAGAUGCUGGGUAGUGUGCGCGACUCCAUUCUGCCCACAUUUCUCCGCCCCAUCACGGAACUGGCCAUCGCGCAUGUCACGUCGUGUGCUGAGUGUGGCGCACGGGGCUUCAUCUGUGAAUUCUGCCGGGAUGAGCGGCCCAUCUUCCCCUUCCAGCUGACGACGGUGUACCAGUGCGGCAGCUGCGGCGAUUGCUUCCAUGCCAAGUGUAUGCGCCAACGGCCCUGUCCGCGCUGUGUCCGCUUACAGGCCCGUCGUGCCAUCCGCGAACGCCAGACCUCCGUUAACGCCGCACCGGGGCCCGUGCUUCCGCUUCCUGCUUCUUAAGCUGUGAUGUUUAUACUUCUCUGUGUAAAAGCUAAAUUAUUCUGUAUUUAUACCCUUCACGUGGGGAGUUGUAGUGCUACUGCGCUUUCGAUACGAUGACGUUCCGAUACUGUACUCGCUGACAGUGAAGCUGCCGACAUAAAAUUGAAGCUUGUUCAAAUGCUGUUGUGAAGAAUGUUUGCGCAGCUGAAGAUUGCAGUUCCCGAUGGCGCAUUUGCAGACAAAUUGUUAGGUGUGAUGAUGUGCAUCGUUUAUUGUUACGCAUCUGUUUCUGGAAAAAUAGAGUUUGGUUCUGCACGGAAAAACCGUAAAUUGAUAAGAGUGCCAGUGCCGA